CUCCCGAUAAAAAAUAAUGGAAAGAGCCACAAUACUCCGUAGUGAGGAAGAUAUCUUUCUCCUCCGUCGAACUCUCUAUUGCGGCCAAAGUACUUACUUGGUUAAAAUGCGAAUGAACAUAGGCUUCCUCGUCGGCACUUUUGGUGUCCUGUUCCUCCCCCACGCUGCCUACUACACGAUCCAGUACAAGGCUUUGCUCAAGAUCACCCAGGAAGAGUUCUCUGGUCCUCCCUUUGACGUGGUUAUUAAGUUGAUUAUAGGGUUAUUAUUGUGCAUGUGGGCCGCCCUCACAGUGCCCGGGAAGUUUUUGUCUAUUCAUCCUCAAUCGGAUGAGAACAGGUUAGUCAUUAAAAUGCUCAAAAGUGAAGAGAAAAUUAUAGUCAUGAACCAAAAGUUUAACAAAGUCAAAGUCAGAGACGAACUGUAACAGGCGUAUAUAUACCCUUCCCCCUCAGUGCCUCACAGGGCCAACAUUUCUUGGAAGCCAAUUAAUUACAUUUUAUUAAUGGAAUACGCUUUCUAACUUCCAAGUAGUGAAUAUACUGUAUUAAAUUGAUGGCCCUCUCUGACGUGUAGGGUUGUUGCUCAACCUGAAAAUCUGGAUUUUAUGAUUUUCAAUCACCGUGGGAAAGCAUUUCCUCAGGAAGUAGUUGAUUUCAAGUUGAAGCGACACUUCUAGGAAAACUGAGGAAGUCUUGUUCACUUGGGGGUCCUUUACGGUCUCUAUAAUCAGUUUAUUCGGUGAUAAUGUGAAACUACCACAGCAUGAAUAUAUUUUAUUUAAGCUUCUUAAGUAUUAUAAUCGCCUCUACGCUUCAACCUUGUGAGAAAGGGAAAUGUCUUUUCGCUACAUGAGUACAUUGGUCUGGAGUUUAUACUCUUUCCUCCGGCACCGGAAAGAAUGUUGUUUUUCUUUGAAAAGUGGUUUCCUUUUUCUUUUUGUAAAAUAAAUCAAUUUCUGCUUGUCAUUACAAAGCUCUUAGAUGAUAAGUAAUUGUUCACUUUUCUAACAAGUUUGUGGUUUUGUUGAGAUGGUGAAUAUGUUUCGUAGUGCAGUCACAAUUAUUGUAGUUGUUACUUAUUAUGAUAUAAAUGCAUUGAAUAUGAAAGGUAGA
Messenger RNA from Cuscuta europaea, 1115 nucleotides. The record is from the annotation of a GenBank genome assembly. Lineage: Eukaryota; Viridiplantae; Streptophyta; Magnoliopsida; Solanales; Convolvulaceae.